CCCAGGCAGACCGCAGUCAGUCCAACAGCAGCACACCAACAACACAACAGCACCACAGCUGUCACACAUUGUAAUUCACCUGCGGGUGGAUUUAGAAACGGAGCGGAGCAUUCACCUGUCGGACCAGAGAGCUGCUUUUAACUCCUCUGAAUCACAUUUAAAGGACUUUACCUGCUGGACUCCGUCUGAACUGAAGUGGAAUUACAGCGCAGUUUGGCGCGUGGUGGAUAAUGUGGACUGCUGACAGGACGCACGCGCUCACGUCUGACAGGUGAAGUUUGGAUGAUGAUGGACACCUUGAGGUAUUAUUUCCCUGUUUGCAACAAUAAGCAUUUUUAAACUUUCAAACAGGGUUUUUCCUGGAGCACCUUCCCAAAGGACUGCCGUGGAAACCAGCCUCCACAGCAACUUAUAUUUUAACUAUUGGCGACGAGCGUUUUUUUUUUUUUAACGUGCGUUGAAUUCUGACAUUUUCCUUAAAUAUUUUCUCCCAUCAGAGAAACUGAAAAACGGAUUUAACGUUUGCUGUCAUAGUAACGGAACACCGCGCGCAGCUCACUCGCUGCCAGGAAAGGCACGCGCCGGGCAUGACUUUGCGGGCAUGGGUGCUGAGCUAGUUUCCCAUCACCUCCUGUGAUAUUUAACAUCACCACAACUAACAGAGAAGAUGAAGAGGAGAGCAGACAGCCGCUGAGUUAACGUGGAUAAAUUAUUCAGCUGUGGUGGAAGUGGACAACCUGCUGGGCUGAAGGAUGGCUUGUUGGAAGGAGGGCACCAUUCUCUUGCUGGUUCUGCUGGUUCUGCUCGACCCACAGCCGGUCAUCGGGAGAUCAUCUCGACAUCGUAGCUUGAGACGUCAAACUCGAGGCCACCAUGAAUACCGGCCGCAGCACAACAUCACGCUGGCUGUUAUUUUACCACAGACCAACACAGAUUACCCGUGGGCUUGGCCUCGCAUUGGUCCUGCCCUGGAGCGAGCCAUCAAAGAAGUCAACGCCGACCCCACCCUGCUCCCUGACCACCACCUCGUCUAUGCUUUCAAGAACAGCGAAAAGGAUGGAAUCUGCUCCGAGUCCAUUGCCCCGCUCGUGGCUGUGGACCUUAAAUUUGCGUAUGACCCGUGGGCUUUCAUCGGGCCUGGCUGCUCCUACACCUCCUCCCCUGUUGGACUCUUCACCACCCACUGGAACGUUCCCAUGGUUACAGCGGGUGCUCCAGCCGUCGCCUUUUACGGUGGAGUCUACCCGUCCAUCACCAACACAGGCCCCACCCACAAGAAGUUGGGGAAGUUCGCCCUGCGGAUCUGUGAGCACUUUGAGUGGCGGGAGCAUGUGAUGCUUAUGUUCAGUGACAACAAGGAGGAUGAUCGGCCUUGUUACUUUGCUGUGGAGGGUUUGUACACAGAGCUGAAGGGCAUCAACAUCACCAUCGCUGCAAUGAUGUCAGCGCACUAA
Epinephelus fuscoguttatus (brown-marbled grouper) is the source of this 1454-nucleotide messenger RNA. RefSeq names its product atrial natriuretic peptide receptor 1-like. The coding region runs from base 753 to 1454 and encodes 233 amino acids. Gene Ontology annotation, molecular function: natriuretic peptide receptor activity; peptide hormone binding. The transcript is spliced from 2 exons. The record is from RefSeq and is a predicted model, not a curated record. Lineage: Eukaryota; Metazoa; Chordata; Actinopteri; Perciformes; Serranidae. Gene Ontology annotation, biological process: vasodilation; regulation of blood pressure.